GUAUAUGUUAAUUUUUCUAUUUAGUCAUCGCAAGUAAAUUUUUGUUGAUACAGGAAUUUCAGCUCUGAAACGAAAAUAUUCUAUGUAGCAAGUUGUGGAUGAAAAAUACAAUUUAACAGUUAUCGAACCUACUGCUUAUUCGAAAGUUGCCAUGGCAGAUCCUGUAUACGAAUGCUGUAAUUUUGAAACCAAAAUGAAAAUUGAAAAUUUUGCAAAAAGAGAAGUAGGAGAUAAAGUUCAAUGGUCGAUGCUUGGAUGUAGUAACAAGUCACCAGUGAAAUUUGUUUCUUCAGAGUGUUGUAAAUGUGGAUGUAAUGUCUUUUAUCCGAUAUGGGCUACAUUUUGGUUGUUGUACCAUGUUAUAUGGAUGUUAGUUGACUUUUCGAUAAAAGAAACAGAAAAGAAGAAAUCAUAUUUCAUUUAUCUAACACACUGGGGAUAUUUGCUGCUUAUAAUAUAUAACUUUAUAGACUGCGUUGUAACUUGGAUCGCGCACUGUAAAAAGAAGGAAAGUUUGCAACGUGAAGAUAUUAAGAUGCCAUGGUAUUUGAAGUUGUCUUGGGUAUUAUUUAAUACAAGUCAUACAGCUGCAUUGUGUAUCACACCUGGAUAUUAUUUAGCAACAGCUCUUUCUGAUGAGAUGCAAGUAUCUUUAAGUCCAUCAGGUAUCGAGUUUCAUGCAAUAAAUUCGGGGUACGUCGUUUUGAAUAUGUUUGUGUGUGCAAAAGAAAUUCGUCUACCACAUGUGACGUAUUCAAUGAUAUUUGGAUCUAUAUAUGAAAUGUUUUCAUUGAUUUACCAACUUGGAAUUGAUAAUGAUCCUAUAUAUCCACCAUUGGAUUGGAAAGACACAGUAAAGACUUCAGUUCUUGUAACCUUAGGCAUUGUCGUGGGAAUUCCAUUAAUAAAUGGAUUGUGUAUUUUCGGAUUGUACAAACUUCGCAUCUGUUGUCGGAAUCUCUGUAAAAAGUGCUGCGAAAGCAACAAUUGUUUUCAUGAAUCCAGAAUGUGUUGUGAUGGACCCAGAGCGUGUUGUCAUGGAGCCAAAGUGUGUUGUAUGGGAUCCAAAGUUGCAGACAUUUCCAACACGGAGAGAAAUGGCGGAAGCAUUGUGACAAACACAACUAGAACUAACAUAACGAUGGUUUCAGCAGUCGAAGAUGUUUAGGGAUGUUCGCUCCUCUUGUUUUUGAAUUUUUGCCAAAUAUUUGAAAUCUUCUGGUUUUAUCCAUGUAGGGCCAUUGAAAAAUUUGCUAGCUAGCCCCUACUUUUCUUUUCAUAUUUUUAUUACAAAAAUCUUAUAAAAUUCUUGUUAUUUUUUCAGUUUUUGAAAGAAAAAAGGUACCAAUGUUAAAUUUAUGAAAAAUCUGGAGAGGAUCAUUUCUCGCCAAAUUUUCAAUGGCUUAUAUCUAGAAAGCAAGCUCACGUACCCUUCAUUUUUUCUGCUUUUUUAGGUCCUUUAUUUAUAUACUAUCAAUUGAUAACAGUGUUUUAAAAAGUUUGUUAUUUUGAAACAAAGUAGCGAACGUCCUUAAACUAAGUUCUCUUUGACAUUUUACAUGAAAAUGGCAUGAUUAAUACGUUUUUCAUGACAUGAGAAUUUAUUAUAUCCCGAAGGACAAAAUCUAAAAUUAGGUUACUUUUCUAUGCGUUUAAUAGAAAAACAGAUAUCAUUAUUCUUAAUCGAUUAUACCUUAUUUAUCAACUUUUGAUAUUAUUUUUCGGAAAGUUAUUUUUUUCCGAUUCGAUGUGAUAUUGAAUUUAAGGUCGAGGUACAGUAGAUGGUCUAUAUCACAGAAAAUUUUGCAUAUAACUUGUGCGUUGAAUUAUAACUGAAAAUCGAUAAAUUAGUGUAUUUAU
Molecule: messenger RNA, 1860 nt
Organism: Mytilus californianus (California mussel)
Lineage: Eukaryota; Metazoa; Mollusca; Bivalvia; Mytilida; Mytilidae
Product: protein rolling stone-like
Exons: 4
Coding region: 152-1168 (338 amino acids)
Cellular component (GO): membrane
Source: RefSeq, a predicted model, not a curated record